AUGCCAACAAGCAGUAUCUCCACGCCUAUCGAGAGAGAAGUCUCUGGAAUGGCGGUUGUGUCCCAUCGUGAACCCUCGUUUGAAGAGGAAGUUCCAUUCCUGGCUCAGGUGGCUUCUCGCGUCCAAGAGACCUCCCCAACGCCCCGGAUUCUUCCCCGCGGCCGUUCCCAGAUCCACCGCUUCGAGGUCAUCAACCUUCCCGAAAUUCCGAAACAGUCGGAUAUCAAUCGUCGACUUUACGUUUCCCACUUCCUUUCUACAUGGAAUUCUCGGGUUUUCGAAUUUGGUGCCGUACUGUUUCUGGCACGUAUCUUCCCAGGUACUCUUUUACCAUCGUCAGUAUAUGCUCUUGUACGUGCUGCAUCUGCCAUUUGCUUUGCACCGUUGGUUGGGCGAUACGUCGAUCAAAGAGAUCGUCUGAAGGUUGUAAGAAUCUCAAUUGUUGGUCAACGAGGGGCUGUAAUAUUAUCAUGUCUGGGCUUUUGGGCUCUAGCUACCGAUAUCCUAGGCAUUCCGGGCUUCAGACCUUUGCUCAUAGCUAUGCUGGUUCUUCUGGCUUGUGUGGAGAAGCUCGGCUCGAUCAUGAACAUCAUAGCGAUCGAGCGAGACUGGGUCGUUGUGGUAGCGGAGACUUCUCAGUGCGGGCUCGAAGUCCUGAACUCUCAAAUGCGGCGCAUCGACCUAGUGUGCAAGCUCGUCGGUCCUCUCGCUGUAGCUUUGGUGGAUGGAUACUCUACAACGAUAGCGAUCGCAGCUGUCCUAGGCAUGGAUGCUUCAUCCGUGCUAAUAGAAUACUUCGCUAUCGCAAGGGUCUACUACAUGGUACCAGCACUCCAGGCACGUUCUGCCGUCGGGAACAAUACCGAUAAAAUCUCGUCCGCCGUGUCAGAAGUGCCUUCAAUAUGGCGGCUUGGAACAUUUUGUGUGGCGCAAACUCGGUCUUUCUACAAGGCUAUCUCAAGUUACAUCCGCGACACGGUCUUCCUUCCUUCGAUGGCGCUCUGUCUCCUCUAUUUCACCGUCCUCUCUUUUUCUGGCCAAAUGGUGACAUAUCUCCUCUCCGUAGGUCUCUCCUCCGCGCAAAUUGGCGUUCUGAGAACAUUAUCAACUGCAGUUGAGCUUUCUGCAACAUGGCUCGCGCCAACAGCUAUGAACAGAGUCGGUCCGCUACGAGGAGGUCUGUGGUUCAUCAAUUGGCAGAUCACAUGCCUCGUGGGAGCAUUUGGCUUCUUCUGGGUCAUGCGUACACCUUCAGUGGCCGCAUUCGGGUUGGUAAUCGGGGUAAUAGCGAGCCGUGUUGGACUGUGGGGAUUUGAUCUGUGCGUACAAAUCAUCAUCCAGGAGGGAGUCGACGCUGAUUCAAGAGGAUCCUUCUCCUCUCUUGAAGCUUCUUUUCAGAAUUUCUUUGAGCUCUGCUCGUACGCAACGACAAUCGCAUUCUUUCGUCCCGAACAAUUCCAGUAUCCGGCGGCAAUAAGCGCUGUAGCAGUCCUCGUAGCGGGUGGUCUGUACGCGAAAUUUGUACGAGACAACAGAGGGCAUUUGAUUCAUCUAUCAAAGUGUAUUGAGGGAAAGGGGAGCGCGAGACAACGAAAGCGGAGGCAGAGAGGAGACGCGAGUAUGCACGAACUUCCAUGA
Letharia lupina is the source of this 1638-nucleotide messenger RNA. RefSeq lists its product as uncharacterized. NCBI's taxonomy places the organism in Eukaryota, Fungi, Ascomycota, Lecanoromycetes, Lecanorales, Parmeliaceae. Gene Ontology annotation, molecular function: iron ion transmembrane transporter activity. The transcript is spliced from 2 exons. The coding region runs from base 1 to 1638 and encodes 545 amino acids. Gene Ontology annotation, biological process: iron ion transmembrane transport. The record is from RefSeq and is a predicted model, not a curated record. Gene Ontology annotation, cellular component: membrane.